Opisthorchis viverrini is the source of this 2770-nucleotide messenger RNA. RefSeq lists its product as hypothetical. Gene Ontology annotation, cellular component: nucleus. The transcript has 15 exons. Gene Ontology annotation, biological process: mRNA splicing, via spliceosome. Gene Ontology annotation, molecular function: DNA binding. Lineage: Eukaryota; Metazoa; Platyhelminthes; Trematoda; Opisthorchiida; Opisthorchiidae. The coding region runs from base 1 to 2676 and encodes 891 amino acids. The record is from RefSeq and is a predicted model, not a curated record.
AUGAGCGCGAACAAAGGACGGCGUAACUAUCGAUCAAAGGCGGACAACUCCGAUGAGGAAUUCUUGUACGAACCGGAAAGCCUUUAUGAGCAGGGCUCCAAAGAAGUUAUUUGUGGCCCGGCCGUUGCAGUGUCCUCGAGUUGUGGCACAAUGAAGAAAACCAGGAGUGUUCUGAGCUUCGAAGACGAUUUGGAUCCAGACGAUGGUGCUAUGUUCAAGGUUAAAAAGACUAACUUAAGUCGCCGGGUCGGUAAGCAAGAUAAAGAGCAGCAUAAGAAAAAGAAGCCUAUCGACGACGACAUGCCUAAACUCGUUAGUAAAAAGGAGCCGAUCAAAACACCUGUUUCACAGGAGGAUCCUGUGGAGUCAGAGAGAAAACUGGAGUGUUUGCGUCGGCAGCUGCUUGACCUUGCUGAGGACGACGGUCCAUCCACCACCUUACCUAAACCUGAAACACCUGGAAUUUCAUCCCUAGUAAAAAGCAAGUUCGUCUACUUCAUAUCUCAAAUGUUUCAUACCAGAAGGCUCAAUUCCAGACGCAGCCACUAUCCAUCAAGCCAGAAAGCAGCAGAAGAAGAUGAUGAUGACGAAGAUGAUUUCGAUGAUGCAGGUCCAUCGUCCGCCUAUGCAACAGCCGGCAGUGAACGCAGACCUGCAUUUGUUGUUAGUGAUGAGCGCGAUACCGUGAUCAAACGUCCCCUGAUUAGUAGCCGCUUGAAUCGUCGUGAGGCGGAAUUGGACUCGAUACGGCGCAAUUUUCUGGCCGCUGAACAUGCCAGUGAUCGUGACAGCGAUGAAGAUACGGAAUGGGAAAAACAACAAAUCCAAAAGGCGUUAAUUACGCAAAACCCGGCUGCUUUGGAGGCUGUUGAACCCUUAGAACGUAGAGAAGAUUCCAGAGACGGUUCAAAGUCUGGUCCUCUAUUCGCCGGGCUUGAUGCUAACAGUCUCACAGUAGCCAAUCUCAAGAGCAUUUUUCAAGAGAGAUUCCACACGCUUUCCACUUCACUAUCCACUCAUCAAGCAGCGCUAGAAGCUGCACGCACCGAUUUGGAUCGUGGGAAGAAAGUGAUGACAGACUGCCGUGACAAGUUACCGCAAUUGGCCCGGAAGUUUGCCUUUGUCAAGGAGAUGAAGGACUAUAUUGAUGACUUAGUUGAGUGUUUCAAUGAAAAGAUGUCUAAAAUUGAAUAUAUGGAGCGUCGUACGAUCAUCCUUUAUCGUGAACGAUAUAAUAAACUGACUGAGCGUCGUCGCUUGGACAUGAAGGAUUUAGCCGACUUGGCAACACAACCAGCUACCAGCUCGGUUCAGUCAGCUGUCAAGGCACCCGAAGAAACUAAGCAAUUCGAGGCACGUCGGAGACGAGCUGCCGAACGCGAGGCUAGACGUAUCCGACGGCAGCGUGCUCGUGAUCUAGCCGCCCAGGCGUCUAACCAACAUCCAGCAGUUUCACAUGUCGAUGGCACAAGUACGGAUGACGAGGAGCCACAGGCUGUGAUUGCUAAAAGAAAAGCGGAUAUAGACGCGCUGCUAGUUGAUGCCACUGCCCUGUUUGAAGAUGUUGUUGAGGAGUUCUGUGAUCUUCCACUCAUUUUAAGCCGAUUCUCUCGUUGGCAUAGUGAUUUCCCUGAAUCCUAUGCCGAAGCUUAUGCCUCACUAUGCUUACCUCAGUUGUUUGCCCCAAUCAUCCGUCUACAACUAAUCGGCUGGAAUCCAAUCGCACAAACCUGUGAUCCGUUGGAAGCAAUGUCCUGGUUCAGUGAUCUGUUGGACUUUAGCUGUCUUCCUAUAGACGGAGUGAAGUUGGAACCAAGGGCAAAAGAGGGUGGAGAUGCGUGCACAUUAAAUCCUGACCUAAAGGUCUUGCCUCUCACCGUAGAAAAAGUAUUAUUAGAACGGCUGAAUGAAUUGGUGGAGGCAGCUUGGGAUCCGCUAUCUCGACGUGAAUCGGAACGCCUUGUAGCCCUCAUGAAAGACUUAACUACAAACUACCCCAGUGUGCGCGUAGGAAGUCGACCAACAGAACAGCUGUUUACCACAAUCGUGAAGCGCUUGGAAGUAACUGUCCAGGAAGACAUAUUCAUUCCGUUGUAUUCAAGACACGUUAUGCAGUCCAGACAAAGUGCUGCGUUUCAGUUCUUCGAGCGCCAGCUUCGAAUUGGAAUCAAGAUGCUCAAGAACAUCCUUUUGUGGCAUGGAUUGAUCAGUACCGAAGCACUUCAGCAUGUCAGCCUGACAUGCUUGGUUAACCGUUAUCUUCUUGUUGGUCUUGCCAGCCUGAUGUGUGCUGCAACACUUACCACCACGUCUACCGAGGAAAAGAAUUCAGCUCCCUUUUCCCUGUUAAAUAAUUUCAACCCUCUCCAAACGGCUACGUUGACUUUCCAAGAUUGCGUGGAUCGUUUAACUGAGAUUGUUGAGGCACUUCCAAAGGAGUGGAUAAGUGCAUCAAGCCUUCCACAGCACACUGAUAACAAAAUCGAUAUUCAUACACCGGAAGAAACUCAGAGAAACGAUAAGUCCUCUCCGGGUGCGCUUUCGCAGCUGAGACGUUUUGUCUCCCAGCUGAUGGAACACUCCUUCCUGUCACCUGAUGGCAGUCGACAAGGAACCUCCCAGCUUGAACGGGAAUGGAUCAAUACCCUUACACAUAUCCGGGACUCUCUGGUCUAGUUCUGAUCUGACACUGCUGUCUGCAUUAUUUUCCGGUUUCGCUGUGUGUGUAAUACAACUGUAAAUUUUCCCUAUUACGCAAAGCUUCUAACAU